GCCUGUCCCUUCCACUGCCACCUUUCACUCGACUACCUUUAAGGUCAACGUCUUUUUAAGAAGUUCUUACUGGAAAAAUCUUACGAAGAAUGAUAGCUCAGUCGAGCGUUUGGAACGAUGGAAAAGAACCACUAACGAAAUUCACCGCGAAGCGGGCGAGCUCGACGGAAACACAUACCCAUAAUGCAUCAUUGAGCAACAUGGCGGAGAUGAUUGAAAGUGAAUCAGCUGAGACAUUAUUAUCUAUAAAAAAUGGAGGAUAUCCAUCAAUCGAUGAAAUUAAAACUGAAGUGAUCGAUGAUGAUACAAUGGAUAUGGAUGAUCAACAAAUUUCAAAUAAUUCAACAGAUUCACAUAUGGACACAGAAGAAUCUGAUCCAAUUCCUGAACUUGGCCCUGCAGCUUUAGGUUUACAAAGAGUAGGUACUCAACCUCCUCCAAAACCAAAUCCCCCUAGUCAACCAGUUCAAGUUUUAAAUCGAAGAGGGAUGCCAGCAAGAAUUAGAAAAAAAAAUAAAUUAUUUUAUGAUGAUAUAUUGGUUAAUCAUCCUCAUCACAGGAUCAAAAAGGAUCCGUCACAUCCAGAUGCAAAACAUUCUCCUAAAAAAGUAUCUAGACCUUCUCCUGCAAAAAAACAAACUAAAAUAACUAAUGAACCAAGAAAAAAUAAUAAUAUAUUAAGUCAGCCUAUAUCAUCUACAAUGACCCCAAUUAAACAAGAGAAAGAACCUGAUAAACCAAUGCAACCUUCAUCUCCGGAUCGUAAAAUUGGACAAAAGAUUGGUAUGAGAUUAAGAAAUUUAUUGAAAUUACCAAAAGCUCACAAAUGGGUUUGUUACGAGUGGUUUUAUAGUAACAUUGAUAAGACUCUUUUCGAAGGUGACAAUGAUUUUAUGAUUUGUUUAAAAGAAUCGUUUCCACAAUUAAAAACUCGGAAAUUAACACGUGUUGAAUGGUGCAAGAUAAGAAGAAUGAUGGGUAAACCACGAAGAUGUUCACAGUCGUUUUUUGAGGAAGAAAGACGAGAAUUAGAAAGAAAAAGACAAAAAAUUCGAAUGUUACAACAAAGAAAAGCUGCAGAUAUUAAUAGUUUUAAAGAUUUACCACCAGAAAUACCAUUACAGUUAGUAAUUGGAACCAAAGUUACAGCAAGACUGAGAAAACCACAAGAUGGUUUAUUCACUGGAAGUAUUGAUGCUGUGGAUACUAGUAAUAAUACUUACCGAAUUACGUUUGAACGUGCUGGGCUUGGAACGCAUAGUGUUCCAGAUUAUGAAGUAUUGUCAAAUGAACCACCAGAAACAAUAAGUGUUGCUUCAUUUGCACAAAAAUUUAGACCGCGACAUGUACAAUAUGUACCAUCUCCACCAUAUGCUAUGAAAUUAAUGUCACCACGUUUAAACAGUGAUCCUUUAAUAUCAAAUGCUUCUGUAUCAUUGCCAAAGAAACCUCAUAUUGGUGGAACAAUGAAUGGUUAUCCUUUAAAAUUAUUGGAAUUUAUGGUUAAAGUUAAUAAAAUAUUAGCUGCUAAAAAAGUUAAAAUAAAGAAGUUAAAAGAAAUGAAUAGUGAAGCAGAAAAAAGACGAUCUUUUGGAGAACCUCUUCCACCAGAUUUCGAAAGAAGAUAUGCAGGUAUUGUGGUUGAAUUGGAAAAAAUGAAUACUGCUUUGCAAGAUUUUCUUAAUGAUAUUCAAGAACUUUGUCAAGAAAUGGCACCUGAACCUAGUGUAGCAGCCAUGUUAGCUCCUUCUCAUCUUCGUGAAAAAUGUAGACAGGAAGCUGCAGAUAUGGUUGCAAGAAAUAAUAUUAUUAAUGAUAAAGAACCUGGAAAAAUGUCUCAAUUAGUAACAGACUUAACAGCUCUUAUGCUUCAAGUAAAAAGUUUAUCUGAUUCGGAUCGUAACGCAUAUGAGUUGAAAGUAUUGCAAGGCACGAUGGAACAGAUACGCGCAAAAUUAAGUCCACAAAAUCAACAGGUUUUUCAAAAUUGUGUUGAAAUACAUAUGCAACAUAUACAAUUAGGUCUGGGACAAAGAGGUGCACUGACGCCAUUUAUGGCUCAAAGAGCUUAGCAAAUAUGAAAGUAAUUUUUAUUGAUACUAUAGAAAAAAGUGUAAAAUAUUAAUAUAAAUAUGAACUAUCAUACUACAAUAUUUUAUAAGAAAAAUCCAACUUUAUUUUAUUAUCUUUUUGUAUAGGACAUAUCAUCAUUAAGGAGUACCUAUCAUACUAGAAUACAUAUGUGUGUUCUGUAUAUACAAUAAUUCUAUAAUUGUUUUUUAAGUAACAUAUAAAUGAGUUUUAGAAUAA
Molecule: messenger RNA, 2310 nt
Organism: Apis mellifera (honey bee)
Lineage: Eukaryota; Metazoa; Arthropoda; Insecta; Hymenoptera; Apidae
Product: protein lin-9 homolog
Biological process (GO): regulation of transcription by RNA polymerase II; DNA-templated transcription; regulation of cell cycle
Cellular component (GO): transcription repressor complex; nucleoplasm
Molecular function (GO): DNA binding
Source: RefSeq, a predicted model, not a curated record